Penicillium olsonii is the source of this 1320-nucleotide messenger RNA. The record is from the annotation of a GenBank genome assembly. Lineage: Eukaryota; Fungi; Ascomycota; Eurotiomycetes; Eurotiales; Aspergillaceae.
AUGCAUCUCCCAACUCUCCUCGCAUUUACUGCGCCGGUCUUGGCCUCUUAUCGCUUCAAUCCCCUGGAACAUUCCGCCGGGAUAGCUCCUUACUUCACCCCCCACAACCCCCCAAUUCAAUCCGCCCCUCCACAAGGAUGUAAUGUGACUAGAGCGUCUUAUCUCGUUCGCCAUGCCGCCAUCUACGCCAAUGAUUUCGAUUACGAGACCUAUCUCGAGCCCUUGAUUGAAAAGCUACACAACACAACGCAGGACUGGAAACAUACGAAGACUCUCAAGUUUUUGUCAAACUGGACCGCCCCAGUCAACGAGGAACAUCUGGAGAAGCUAACUGCCGUUGGACUACGAGAGGCGCGGGCUCUAGGCGUCAGCCUUCACAAAAAUUAUGCACACCUCAAAUCGCCUGCUAAGGUCUGGUCGUCCACGGCAGACCGCACUGUGAAAAGCGCCGAGAGCUUCAUUUCAGGCUUUACCGGAAAUCACACCGGCGCAAUCAACUUGACUCAAAUUGAAGAAAGCAAGACUGCUGGCGCAGACUCCCUGACGCCCUACAAGGGUUGCUCAGAGUACAGCUCUUCAUACGGCAGUGAUCAAUCUUCCUCUUUCAUCAAAGCGUACACCAAGCCCAUUAUCGCGCGCCUGAAGGCCGAAGCACCCUCUUUCAACUUCACCCAAGACGACAUAACCGGCAUGUUCGAGCUCUGCGGAUACGAGACCGUCAUCCGGGGAUCUUCACCAUUCUGCGCACCUAAUCUCUUCACACAAGAGGAGUGGCUAUCUUUCGAAUACGCCAAUGAUCUCAUGUACUUCCACAACACAGGCUAUGGUCGGCCCCUUUCUGCAGCCAUUGGGUUCCCGUGGGUGAAUGCCAGUGUUGCAGCCCUGGACGACGAGUCUUCAUCGCAGGAACUCUAUGUCUCUUUUACGCACCGUGAACUACCACCCACUGUUAUCACUGCGCUGGGUCUGUAUAACAACAGUGCGUAUACGGGUGCGAACCACGUUAAUGAUACCAUGCCCCUGGAUCGAGUCAACUAUAACCGUGCUUGGAAGAGUAGUGAGAUUCUUCCAUUCUUGACCAAUAUUGCGGUUGAGAAGAUGUCGUGCAAGAGUUACGGAUAUGAUGAGGGAGAGUAUUACCGCAUUUUGAAUAAUGCUAGCCCUCAGCCUUUGGUGGAUUGUCGAGAUGGACCUGGUGGAAGUUGCUCGAAGAAGCAGUUCCACAAGUUCCUCGAUGAGAGAGAGGAGUUGUACGGUAAUUACAACAAGGCUUGUGGUGGUAGUGACCUCCCGGAGUCGUUGUCUAUCUACGAGGCAUAA